AUGGCCACGCCUUCCCAAAGUCGCUCAUCUGGUAGAGGAGAAGAAGACAAUUCUGAAUGGCGCCAAGCCAUCGAAAGAAGGCAGUUAGCAAGCGAGCGACAACUGCAAACUCUCCUCAAGGAGACGGCAAGGUUAAGAGAGGAAAAUGCAAUAUUGCGGAUCCAGGCAUCAUCGACGGGGCCACCCCGUCGUCAACACUCUAGAGGCCAAGUAGCCAACUCAAGGCCUCAUCUGGAGUCGAUCUACCCCGGAACAGCGGAAACGAUCCCUGAAACACACAACGCUAGGCCGCAGGAGCCACACACACCCAUGCCUCGAGCUCCCCGUGAAGAAAGCUCAGAUUUCACCCAUUUCUCGUCAAAGAGACGGCGUGACAGAAGAUCCCAGUUAUCGGGCGCUAUGCGCGCGAGACUAGGACCCCAGCAGCCUGGCAGGCCCAAGCCACCAGCAAACACCACAAGGGGAGUGCACCAUGACCCUACGGUCACCCCCAUACCACAAAACGUUCUCUCGCACCGUGACCCUUUGGUCACCCCCAUGGUGCAGAACGUUCCACCGCACCAAGCGGUACGAUCCAUUGGGAAAAAUCCCCCGAACGAGCCACCCAUCGGCUCCAUUAGCAAAAGGCUGGAUGACAUGCUCUCCACGCCUUUCUGCUCUCAUAUCAUUCAUUACGAGCCCCCAAGGGGGUUCCUCGUACCAAAGUUCUCCACGUACGAUGGGUGCAGUGACCCCUUCGACCAUAUCAUGCAUUAUCGGCAGCUCAUGACCCUCGAUAUAGGCAACGACCCGCUGCUGUGCAAGGUAUUCCCCGCCAGUCUACAAGGACAGGCCCUCUCAUGGUUUCAUCGCCUACCUCCUAACUCGGUGGACAACUUCAGAGACCUUUCAGAAGCUUUCGUAGGACAAUACCUAUGCUCCGCUCGGCAUAAACAGAACAUCAACACCUUGCAAAAUAUAAAAAUGAAGGAUAAUGAAUCCUUGAGGGAAUUCGUGAAACGAUUUGGCCAAGCCGUCCUACAAGUGGAAGCUUGCAGCAUGGACGCUGUCCUGCAAAUCUUCAAGCGAAGCAUCUGUCCAGGCACUCCAUUUUUUGAAUCACUAGCUAAGAAACCUCCCGUGACGAUGGACGAUUUGUUUCGACGUGCGAACAAAUAUUCCAUGCUUGAGGAUGACGUACGGGCAGCCACCCAGCAAGUAUUGGUUGCCGCGCAGCCGUCCAAAGGGAAUAUAGAAGGAAGCGUUAAACUUCCGGACAGGCCAAGGCCAUCCGAUCAGAGGUGGCCCAGACCCCUCGGAUCGGACCCAUCCAGGAGAGAUCACAGCAAAAAAUGCGCUUACCACAAGAAGCAUGGCCAUACUACGGAGACGUGCAGAAGCCUCCAGUAUUUGGUGGAAAGGCUUAUAAAGGCGGGACAUUUAAGGCAAUACCUUCGCUCAGAUGCCAGAGAUAGAGACGCCUCCCGGAACCGCGACUCUGGAGCCCCCACGGUUCCAGCCACCCCCAAAGCCGUUAUAAACUACAUCAAUGGAGGUCCGUCGGAUGAAGAGAUGAAUUCCAAACGAAAGAGGCAAAAAUUAUUACGAGAGGCAAUGGUGCGUGAGAGCGUCAACUCCAUCCGACUUGGGAUAACCGGAGGAAGCCCUCACCCCAUAGACGGAACAAUCACUUUUCCACCAGUAGACCCCACACGGAUAUUACGUCCGUACCACGACGCCCUCAUUCUAUCCUUAGGGAUAGACAAAUUCGAUGUAAGAUGCAUCUUAGUUGACCCAGGCAGUUCAGCUGACCUGAUACAAGCAUCAGUCGUAAGCCACAUGGGACAUAAUUUAGUCGGUCUCGAAAACCCUGGGAGAAUCCUGUCCGGAUUCAACGGGGCAUCAACUAUUUCCUUAGGAGAUAUUGUACUACCAGUUCAAGCUGGCCCAGUCACUCUCAACGUCCUAUUUUCGGUGGUACAAGAUUUGUCACCCUUCAAUAUUAUCUUGGGGCGCACAUGGCUGCAUUGCAUGAAAGCCAUCCCCUCCACGUAUCAUCAGAUGGUAAGCUUUCUUACUGAGGAUGGGCAAAUCAACCUAUACGGCAGUCAGCUAGCUGCUCGCCAAUGCUACCAGAUAGCAAGAGAAUCAAAGACCAGUCAAGAGAAUGAACCUCUCCCUGAGUCCACACACGCACUCGACCAAUAG
This is a messenger RNA of Vitis riparia (riverbank grape), 2187 nucleotides long. RefSeq lists its product as uncharacterized. The record is from RefSeq and is a predicted model, not a curated record. Lineage: Eukaryota; Viridiplantae; Streptophyta; Magnoliopsida; Vitales; Vitaceae. Bases 1 to 2187 code for a protein of 728 amino acids. The transcript has 2 exons.